CAAUUAUUGCGCAUGUGUCAACAUCGAUUUUUACUUAAUAAUAUAACAAUGUCACAUAGUCAUAAUUAAAAGCGUAUUCCUUGAUAUCGAUGUGAUAUUCGGAUAGGAAUACCAUAUAUUAUCGAUUGUAACAAAAAGAUAAAAAAUGGCUUUUGGAGGAGUACCUGGCGGAGUACCAGGAUUAGUUCCUGGAGGAGCUCCUGUUGUAGUACCAGGAGGAGCAUCUGGCGGAGCACUUGGAGGGGUAGCUGGCGGAGCACCUGUUGAUCCGGAGAAGAAAGAGGCAUACUAUCUCCGUCUUCAUUUACUCAUUGUAAAAGAAGGGACAGCUAUUUUAAAGGCGAGAUUUGAUCAUUCUGUGCCACCGCCACAACUCCAUGCUAAGCUGCAACAGUGUAUGAAAACAUUCAACUAUGCAAAGAAAAACAACCUUCUCAGCAAAACACAGUGGAUUAAUCUGUUUCCGCAGUAUAACCCGCCUUCUUCAGAUACAUUUGAUGUAUCACUUUUAGUUUAUCUUCUGAGGAACAUAUGUGGACUCAAGUCAAAAUCGAAUUGAUGGGGUGAAAAUGACAACAGUAAAAUACCGGAUAAGGUGGUUGAUGAGGAGGCCGACAUUGCUCGUUUAAGGAACUUGAGAAAUCAGAUGCAGCAUAAGCAGGUUGCUUCACUUGAGCAGGUGGAAUUUGAGACAAUGUGGGAUUUGGCGGAAAAGGUAAUGCUUCGACUUGCUACGAAAUGCAAUAUACCUGACCAGAAGCAGAAAAUUGAUGAUAUAAAAGACAGACAACUGGAUUUAGUUACAGAAGAAAUGAGGAGUAUAAGAGCAAACACAGAACUGUUUUUCCAAGACUAUCAAGACGAUGACCGAUAUGUAGAAACUGCUGCUUAUCAGAAAGCGAAGACAGUUCUUGAGGAGAAACAAAUUGUCAUACUCACCGGUCACCCAGGCGAAGGCAAAACAACCAUGGCUGCUAGACUUGCGCUACACAUGAGUCAGUCUCGAAACUGCCUGAAGCUGGUCACACCAUCUGACUGGCGUAAGAUUGAUCUGUCUUUGAGACUGUUUGAUACAGUUAUAAUAGAUGACAUAUUUGGUGCAGGUGCGCUUGAUCAAAAGUUGGUAGGUGAUUGGAGACAAUACCUAACUGAUAUAGAAAGAGCAGCAAAGAAAAAGGCCGUGAGGGUAAUUAUAACAUCCAGACAUUACAUAUUUGAGGAAUCUAAGGAGGAACUGGGUUCUUUGCCAAUGUUCAAAGAUGAAAAUGAAACCGUUCUUCUGCUUACAUCCUCCGAACUUACACACGAUGAGAAAACUAACAUUCUUAAAAUGCAAGCAGAGAAAAAUGAGAAACAGCUUGAAGACUGCACUAUAUUUGAAUGUGUUGAAGCUUCAAGGGGGCCGACAGAAGACAUUAACGAUUUUUUGUUUGGCUUCCCCGAAUGUGCAUCUAUGUUUGUCAGAAAUGAAAACAUGUUGCGGAAAGGAGCAGCCUUUUUCAAGAAACCUGCAUCACACUACAAGAAAUAUUUAGAAGAUUUAUACAGAGGAAAAGAGAAGGAUAAAUUUUUGGCACUUGUUGCUGUAUGGGCCAAAGAAAAUAAACGAUUAUCGCGGGAUGAACUACGGACAAGGAAAACUGCUUCAGACCAUAUCAAACGAAUAGCAGAAAUAUUCGACCACGAUCUUGAUAAAGAAUUUCUCGAGACAAUGCGACUAUCACUUGAUACCCAUGUUGGAGGAUAUCUAGUUUUCAGUGAAGCGACAGGAGAAUAUGCAUUCAGUCACAAUGUCAUUGGGGACAUGGUCGGACUGGUCAUCGGGAAGAAGAAGCCAGAGGAAACCGUGGAAAUUUGUCCUAGAGAUUUUCUGAUGGAGUAUAUUUCCAUUUGUGAAGCCGCGCGAGAUGACUUUAAAGUAAGCUUAAAGGAGAGACAGUUUCAUUGCUUAGUAGAAAAAUGCAGUAAUAUGCUUUUACGUAAAAACUGCAAUAUCGUUGCAGAAACUCCAACAGUAGAUGAAUUUCAAACGCUACAAAGAACGGGACAAAGAAACAAUGACAUCAAAAUAAUAAACACGAUAGAUUUUGGUAUCAUUAAACAUAAGGCGUUUAGCUCAGAAAUGUUUGUGAAGGUGUUCAUUGACUACAUUGUUGACGAGGACCUCGUAAAUGAGGUUUUUUCUGUUCCGGUGAUGAGAAUGAAGGGGUAUUUCCUUGAUUACGGGAUAUCAAUGAAACAGCUUGAUAUGUGUCUGAUGGGGUAUGCAUGGUACAGUGGAGCAAUUGUAUUUGCGAAGGAAGUCAUCACUAGAGAGAUUGUUGGAGAGGAAAAUGUCGACCAUUCAGUCCCAUUACUUCUAGCCGCACACUCGAAACAGAAAGAGUCAGUUGAAUUCCUACUGAGCCAUGGGGCAAAGGUGACUGGAGAUGCUAUUUACAUUGCAAUGCAUAAGAGCAUAGAGCUUCUGAAUAUGUUCUUACAACACCCCGGAACUGACGUUAAUGACAGAGGAAAUGCGAUUAAUGGAAACUUUCCGUUGAUUGUAGCCGCGCGAAAAGGGCUGACUGAAGCUGUUAUAUGCAUGCUUACCUCGGGCGCUGACACUGGAGUACAAAACACUGCUAAAAUGACGGCUCUACAUAAGGCAAUAUUGUACAAACACGAAGAUGUCAUUGAAAUGUUAGUUGAGGCUGGUGCUCCACUCAAUAUCAAAGGAGGAAAGUUCAAAAGAACACCACUGCACUUAGCAGUGGAUUUAGAGAAUAUGGAACUGGUAAAGCUUUUACUUAGGAAGCAUGCUUCACUGACUGUAAAAGAUCAUAGAGGGCAUUAUCCAAUACACAUUGCUGCUAUUAGAGGUAACGUUGAAAUACUUCGUGAGCUAUACGCUGCUGACCGUACACAGGACAAACUACGUAUUUCAUCAUAUGGUACAAAAUCUGUCAUCAAAGGCAUGUCCUUGUUCCAUGUUGCAGUCUGGAAGAAAAAUGAAGAGCUCCUAAAUGCAUUGAUUGAUCUAAGAGCGGAUCCAAAUGUUCAAGAUUUCUAUGGUCAGACACCUUUGUUCUUCGCAAUAAUGAAGAAGCAAGAAGACUGCAUUAGAAAACUGUUAGAGUAUGAAAGAACUAAUAAGAGAAAACCGCAAAAGCAAGGUUUUACCCCUCUCCAUGCAGCAAUUCAUAAAAAUCUAGAUGAAAUUGCAAAACAGUUGGCAAGGUACUCUGAUGUAAAUGCAAGGGAUAAGUAUGGAAAAACCCCGCUCCAUGCUGCAUGUGAGAAGGCCAAGCUUGAGCUAAUACGAACUCUUCUCGUACAAUAUGGAGCAGACCCAAGAAUAAUCACAAAGAGAGGGGAUACAGUUUACCAUAUUCUAAGAAGAAGCAAGAAAAAACUGUCUGAAAAUGAAGUUGAUAAUUCACAACAGGCUGAGCAGUUGAUAAGUGAAUUUGAUCCAGAAUUCGCUAAACAGCUGCCAAACUUGAGGAAUAAAGCUGGUGUAGUUAUUAAAGUGAGAACAACACGACAACCGCCUGACAGUAUCAGAACACUGCUGAAUAUCAUUGCUCGGGCUGCGCCUAUAGACUACGAUUUCGGAGGAGAGGACUUUGAAUCAGUUCACGAUGACUAUGAUGAUGGUGACAUGUACGAUGACAAUGAUUUCCUGCAAGAUAUGUAUGAAGAUUACGAUGAUGGGUACGAACCUGAUGACUUUUACUAAAAUGGUUUAAUCGCAACAGGAAAUCGAAAAGCAGUGUUUUUUUUUUUUUUUUUUUUUUUUGUUUUUUUUUUUUUUUUUUUUUUUCUUUUUUUCUUUCUUUGUUUUUUUGUUGUUUUUUUAUUUUUUGUUAUAUUGACUUUAAAUUGAGUUGUGUAUUUAAUUAAAUGAUUUUGAGUUUAAUGUCAAUAUGAACACGAAGAAAAGAGCAAAUUGACAGACGAUGAUAUAUUUAUUUAGCUCACCAUUAUACGAUUUUCUAGUUCUGGCAAACUGAGCCAACCACUGAUAAUUGUACGAAAAUCAGUGAAAGUGUGACAAUUUAUGCAAAACGAUCAAUGUCAAUGUUUAUUUCUGUGGCAUCUUGUUUAGUAAGUUCUCAGCGAAUGUUUUUCUUGACUUUGACUUUUUACCUGUUUACAUUUGAUUUUUUAUCACUUGUUUCAAAUGUAUUAUAACGACGGAUGUAUUGUGUAAUUUAUGUUUGCUAUGUUGCAUUGCGUAUUUUCAAAACUACUUUAAGGUCCGCAUGCUUAGCUCAGUAGGGAGAGCGCAGUUCUACGGAUCGCGGGGUCGUGAGUUCGGUCCCCGGGCGGGGCGUAUGUUCUCUGUUACGAUUUGAUAAAAGACAUUGUGUCUUAAAUCAUUCGUCCUCCAUCUCUAUUCUAUGUGGGGAAGUUGGCAACUACUAGAGGAGAACAGGUAUGUACUGGUACAGCAUCCAGGAACACUGGUAAGGUUAACUGCCCGCUGUUACAUAACUAAAAUACUGUUGAAAAACGGCGUUAAACCAAAAACAAACAAAGAAACAAAACUACUUUAAAUAGCAAAUGAUUGAUCAAAGCUUACGUAUAUUGUGCCUGUUUAUAUUUCACUUGUAUGUAUGCACGUAUGUACGUAUAUUUCAGAAAUAAAUAAGUUUUACGCUAACUGA
Messenger RNA from Mercenaria mercenaria, 4652 nucleotides. RefSeq lists its product as uncharacterized. The transcript is spliced from 5 exons. The record is from RefSeq and is a predicted model, not a curated record. Lineage: Eukaryota; Metazoa; Mollusca; Bivalvia; Venerida; Veneridae. Gene Ontology annotation, molecular function: protein binding. The coding region runs from base 647 to 3721 and encodes 1024 amino acids.